Molecule: messenger RNA, 2560 nt
Organism: Magallana angulata
Lineage: Eukaryota; Metazoa; Mollusca; Bivalvia; Ostreida; Ostreidae
Exons: 10
Coding region: 174-1691 (505 amino acids)
Biological process (GO): mitophagy by internal vacuole formation; mitochondrial protein catabolic process
Cellular component (GO): mitochondrial outer membrane
Source: RefSeq, a predicted model, not a curated record
ACACAUAGUAGAUUACCGAUAUCUGAACGUAAAGUGUAUCUUGAACUGAUGAAGUAUACCUACAUGUACUACUGACGUACGACCUUAUGUGAUAAAUAAAGUGCAGACUAGCUGAUAGUGUUUAGAUAGAAGAGAUUAAGUAUCAACAAACAAGAGAAUUGUAGAAAAUCAAGAUGGAUGCCCAUGGACAGAAAAAACUUUUAAGUAUAGCAGACGUUUUCAAAGCCUUUGGAAAGAAAGUGGAUGGAAACCAUUACCAAAAAGCCCACAAGCAAUACAGAACGUUAAGCGAUCAUGCUCGGUAUUUGGCAAAGAGUGAUAAGCAAACGCACGACGCCCUUAUGUCAUACUAUGAGGAAAAUGAACAAAUUUACCCAGCAUGCCUCAGUGACGAUCAGAAACAAAUAUGUCUUCCUUUGUACGACUUCCUGUGUAGCGCCGGAACCGUGUUUGACCUGACAAACGUCUGGCCGACAUAUGUGUUCUUGGUGGAAGUCUAUAACAGACAACGGACAAUUCUUCGGAAAAAUGAUCCGCACUUGAACAAGUCAGGAGAUUACAUAUCUAACAUUUUACAAUGCAUGAAAACUGGAAUGGAAGAAGAAAUCUUGAAAACGGCCAAUACUGAGUAUCUAAACCUGCUUGGGGACGAGAGGCAGAUGAAACGGAAUCCAGAUCUGGCAAGAGAGAAAGAGCUGUGGGUUUUGAAUGGCGACGUUGCAGCCCAGAAAUUCCUUGAUAACAUUGAAUAUAUGGACAGAGCUUUGUAUCGUACAAUAAAAGAAGCAGUGCUGAGAAACGUCGAAGGAAGCCAAAUCGCUUGGUGCCAGUAUGGUUCGCUCUUACAUUCAUCUGAACUACUAAAACGGGAUGAACAACAAAUGGCUAGACGAAGUGAAAAAGGUAUCACUGACUUACAAGAACAAUGCGAAGAAUUAGAGCGACAGAACGAAAUAAAGUCGCGUGAAAUUGAAGAACUUUCAAAAAGGCUAUGUGAAGUGGACAAACUCAAAGUGACAGAAAACUCAAGCAAUGCAGAUGUCAACGAUUCGGAUGAGGUGAAUGAUAUUGGGAAGAAGUUUUCUGAUGUGUAUAACAACGAGUGGGCCAAGCUUUUUGACAGUUUGAAAUCUGAGAUAGAGGACGAGACAGCGAGGAUAGAAAAGCUCUGUGGUUGUCUUCUGAUGGCAUUCAAAUUUUGCAAGGAAGAGAGUGAGAAACAGAUGAAUAAUCUACAGGUCGCGACAACAAAUGUUUUAUCAUUCAGAUCAACUCAGAAUGAAGAAAACGAAGAAGUGGGGGGCCAAAACAAUUCAGUCGCUUUGUCCCAGGAAGCUUGUGUUCACUUACAGAAACUAAGGAAACAGUGUUAUUCUCUAUCCCUUCCAAAAGUUCGACGGAUGUUUAGGGAGUCGUGCACAUCAUUGACAACAACCAAUGAAGCAAUAUUGAGGGACUUUGAAGCAUACUUGACACGAUGUGUCGACACAUGCUGGUAUAUGUGUAUUCAGGAUCCACCAUUGAACAUUAAAAUUCCAGAGAAAGGAGAUACCCUCGACACAAAACAGUUUAAUCUGUAUAAAUCAGAGGGAGAUAUUGUCGAUAUUUGUGUGUGGCCAGCACUUCUGUUAGGUGGAGAUGACAGUACUGACAUUGUAUGUAAAGGACAGGUGCUGACAAAACUUAGUUAAACAAAUUAAACAGCAAAUAUUGUUUAUUGUGAUUGCCUAGCGCCUGUUACCAGUCGAUCUUUGAAAUCUUGAUAAUUGUCAAAGUGUUACCAUGAUCGGUUAAAGUUAUAGAGAACGAAAUUAAUAGUUAAUUUUCAUAGAUCAAUAAUCUUGAGUUAUUGGAAAUGGGAAAGAAAAUAUAUACCAAUACGAUUCUUUUUUUUAAUUUAAACAGGUUAAAUGUGUCAUAAGUCUUAGAUAUCAUUAUUGAUUUCCCUUUUGAAUAUUCUCAGAUUAAAAAUAACAAUGAAUUAAUUAUAAAUGUUUUAUAUUUAAUUCAUUUUAUGUUUAUUAUAUGUAUCUUGAAAUAAUGAAAUAUAGAAAUGAGCUACAUUAAAAGUUUACGUUUUUAUUUAAUUAAAUAUUAUAUUGCUUUAAUGAUAUAGAGCAUAUUCCUAUAUUUUUUGUAAAUUGUGUUCAAGGGCAGUAACUCUUAAUGUAUUUCAUGAAUAAAAACAUAAGCUUUCAAUGUAGCUCUUUUGUAUAUUACAUUAUUUAAAGAUUCAUAUGAUAAACAUGAAAUAUUACUUUGCAACGAUCACUUGUUUAUGGAACAAGGUUUCACAUGCUUAACUGCUGAAUAUUCUGAUUACAGUACUCUCUGUAACUACAAGUAUUAAAUAUGUAACUAACCUUUCACAUAUUAGAAAUAAAAUAUCAUAACUUAGAUAUCAAGACUAUGAAUUACUGGGAUAUUUUAUAAAAGACAUUCUUUCAUAAAUAAGAUUUAUAAUAUCAAAAUACAGAAUUAGCCAAAUGUAACCGGCAAUUGGUCAGAAAGUAUCAUAAGUAUUACAUGUAAUUAAAGUUCAAGAAUACCAAAAAUAAAA